Messenger RNA from Achroia grisella, 3430 nucleotides. Its product is annotated as glutamate receptor ionotropic, kainate 2. The transcript is spliced from 21 exons. Gene Ontology annotation, cellular component: plasma membrane; postsynaptic membrane. Gene Ontology annotation, molecular function: glutamate-gated receptor activity. The record is from RefSeq and is a predicted model, not a curated record. Bases 244 to 2922 code for a protein of 892 amino acids. Gene Ontology annotation, biological process: monoatomic ion transport. NCBI's taxonomy places the organism in Eukaryota, Metazoa, Arthropoda, Insecta, Lepidoptera, Pyralidae.
CCUUUUGCCUUUCCCUAAAAAGGGAAAAACCGAACCAAAAAAAAAUUAUAUGUGCUCAGUUCCAUUUUCCCUAACUUUGAUAUUGGCUAAAUGCGAAGGUAAAACCUAAGAUGGAGGAGAAAAAUUAAUGUAUACUCUAAAGUAUGUAAAAAUUAGCUAAACUACAUAUUGUGACUGGACGUUUCUAAGCAAUGGUUGCGUGGUAUGUACGUGGAUCAGCCGGGGUGGUGAUGAAGUGGGAAGAUGGUGCGUUGGUGGCCUUGGCUUCUGAUCAUUCUCCACGCUGUCGCCGCCCUCUCGCCGGUCAUUAAAAUUGGUGCUAUCUUCACGGAGGAGGCGCGGGGGGGCAGCGCAGAGCUGGCUUUCAAGUACGCAGUAUACAGGAUAAAUAAGGAGAGGAAUCUGCUGCCUAACAGUACAUUAAUAUAUGAUAUACAAUACACUACCGUGAAGGACUCCUUCAGUACCUACAAAAAAGCGUGUCUGCAGAUAAAGUCGGGAGCUGUAGCUCUGUUCAGCAGCGCUGGUCCACUGCUGAGCUCUACAAUCGGCGCUUUGUGUACAGCUCUGCAUACACCACAUUUUAAAGUAGCUCCGGACCAUUAUUCAACACACAAUCAAACAGAUACAUAUACUGUAAAUCUGUAUCCGUCUCGGGAGCUGAUAGACAAAGCUUUCAUUGACCUCGCCGUCUACCUCAAUUGGACUAAUAUGGGCAUCAUUUACGAAGACUAUGGAUAUGGUGAACUAAACGUAUUAAAUAUAGCAAAAGAUGGCCGUAACAUGUAUGCAGUCAGAUGUAAUGGACCACAUGAUUACAGACGGGCUUUGACGCAACUAAAGGCUCAGGAUGUGGUUCAUAUAGUCGUUGAUACAGAUCCCAAGAAGAUACAUCAACUAGCUAGAGCUAUCCUACAGCUGCAAAUGAACAAUGAAGACUAUCACUAUAUAUUUACCUCAUUUGAUAUGGAACUCUUCGACUUUGAAGAUUUCUAUUAUAAUAGAGUAAACAUGAGCGGGUGGAGACUAGUGGACCGAGGGUCUGAUAAAGUGAAGGAGGCGCUGCAAGUGAUGGAGAAGUUCCAUCCCAUAGGGGCGUCGAUACUCAGCGAUGGACAAAUAAAGACUGAACCAGCUUUACUGUACGAUGCAGUACAGACCCUGGCUAUGGCUCUAGCCUCCACGGAAGGUCUUCAAUCGGCCAACGUCUCCUGCGAGAACGAAGCGCCAUGGUCCCAAGGAAAUACCUUGCUGGACAGCAUUAAUUCUGUGAAAGCCCAUGGCCUGACAGGUCCUAUAGAGUUUAAGAAUGAGAUACGAAGCAACUUCACUCUGCAGCUGAUGAGGUUGUCAGGGGGGGAAGAUGGCGGAGUAGUACUCUCCGGGCACUGGACACCAGGCGAAGGUCUGGAGGUGACCGACCCGGCCGCGUACAGAAGAGAUCCACCUCCUAAUGUUACCCUUACCGUCGUUACAGUUGAGGAGAAACCAUACGUUAUGGUGAAAGACGGGUGGAAUCUUCAAGGCAACGCUCGAUUCGAGGGUUUCUGCAUAGAUCUCCUCGCUAAAGUGGCAGCGAGAGCUGGUUUCCACUACAAACUUCGUCUGGUACCAGAUAACAUGUAUGGAGCCAGGGACCCUGAUACUGGCCAGUGGAAUGGCAUCGUCAGGGAAUUAGUAGAUAGGAAGGCGGACAUAGCCGUUGCAUCUAUGACCAUAAACUACGCUAGAGAAGCGGUUAUAGACUUCACGAAGCCGUUCAUGAACCUCGGCAUUGGGAUAUUGUUUAAGGUGCCUACUUCGCAGCCGACGAGGUUGUUCAGCUUCCUCAAUCCGCUGGCCAUCGAGAUAUGGCUGUACGUUUUGGCUGCGUACGUCCUGGUAUCCUUCACGUUGUUUGUGAUGGCCAGGUUCUCGCCUUAUGAAUGGUCAAGCAGUACCCACGUGUGUGGACACGAGACGAAGCUCCUCACGAAUCAGUUCAGCGUUUGCAACUCAUUUUGGUUCAUAACUGGCACAUUCUUAAGACAGGGCUCUGGUCUUAAUCCUAAGGCAACCUCAACGAGGAUAGUUGGGGGUAUUUGGUGGUUCUUCACUCUGAUCAUCCUGUCCUCGUACACUGCGAAUUUAGCAGCUUUCCUGACCGUAGAAAGGACCGUACUACCAAUACAAAGUGCGGCAGAUUUAGCAGCUCAGACCAGCGUACAGUAUGGAACACUCAAUGGAGGAUCCACAAUGACAUUUUUUAGAGAUUCAAACAUCGACAUAUAUAAGAAGAUGUGGCAGCAUAUGUCGACCACCUCUCCACCGGCGCUGGUGCCCUCGUACGAGGAAGGCGUGAAGAGGGUACUAAUGGGGAACUACGCUUUCCUCAUGGAGUCCACGAUGCUGGAUCAUAGAGUACAGAGGGACUGUAAUCUGACGCAGAUUGGAGGUCUCCUGGACUCAAAGGGUUACGGCAUCGCGACCUGGAAAGGUAGUCCCUGGAGGGACAAAAUAUCCCUGGCAAUACUAGAGCUUCAGGAGAAGGGGGUUAUACAGAUACUGUACGACAAGUGGUGGAAAAAUACAGGGGAUGUAUGUAAUAGAGACGGAAAGGACAGCAAGGCGAAUCCAUUAGGGGUGCAGAAUAUUGGUGGAGUGUUCGUGACUCUGCUGUGUGGCUUGGCUUUAGCAAUAAUGGUGGCCAUAUUGGAGUUCUGUUGGAACACCAAGAAGCAUGCCUCACAUGGGCGACAGUCACUUUGUAGCGAGAUGGGACAGGAGUUAAAGACGGCGAUGAGAGGCGGUUCCUCAACCAGGACCGUGUUAAGACCUGGAUGCUCGAGAUGUUCACCAACCACUCACGUGCCGCCCGCUCCCUCUAAAUAUGAGGAGACUCCGAACAGCAGCGUGGAGCUGAAGGAGCUGCGCUGGUCGUAGCGACAGUCGCGGCGCGGCGGCUCCGCGCCCUCCUCGCCCGCCCGCGCGCGCUGCUCGCACCACUCCUUCCGGCGCUGCCACCACUACAAUUCCGUGGGCUCCCUUAGGCGUACGACGUCUUAUGUACUGAAAGAGCCACGCGACCCUCCUAAGAAACAUGUGCAAAUACUAGCGUAGUUAUAUUAAAUGUGUUAUAUUCAAUACAUUCAUACACUAUUUGGCGGGUUCUAAUUUUGAAAUCAAUAAAAACCAUCGAGAAAUUAAGCAUUAACCACAGAGAACUUAUGAUGAUUGAAAAUACAACAUUAACCAUAGAGAACGUUCAAGGAAACAUUAAAAAAUACAUACAAUGCAGGAAUCAGUGCUAUUGUAGAUAUAUGAAACAAUUUUGGUAAAUAAAUAAAUAAUAAUAAUUAUUAUUAUUACAUAAAAAUUCAAGUGAAUAUAGAACGGCUAUUUGUUUUAAAUUUUAUUUGAAAAUAAUUCGCGCCAUUUUUGUUAUGUUGCA